AUGGAUGAUAUGAUCAUUACUGGGAGAACACCUGAAGAACACCUUAAGAACUUAGAGCAGGUCUUGAAGCGACUUGACCGUUACGGAUUAAAAGCAAAUGAAUACAAGAGUGAGUUCCUAAAAGACAAAAUUGAAUUUUGUGGCCAUGUGAUAGAUGCAGAAGGAUUCCACAAAACAUCAAAGAAAAUUGAAGCAGUGCUAAAUGCUCCUGAACCAAAGAACGUGUCUGAACUCAGAGCUUUCUUAGGACUCGUAAACUACUAUGGACGAUUCAAGGAGAACUUAUCUACUCACUCAGCACCCUUAUAUGACCUUCUGAAGAACAACUGCAAUUUUGUAUGGUCAAAGUCAUGCAAAGCAGCAUUUGAGAAAAUCAAGGAACUCGUGACGUCAGACCAAGCACUUGUGCACUAUGAUCCCUAG
This is a messenger RNA of Saccostrea cuccullata (small rock oyster), 423 nucleotides long. RefSeq lists its product as uncharacterized. The transcript has a single exon. The coding region runs from base 1 to 423 and encodes 140 amino acids. NCBI's taxonomy places the organism in Eukaryota, Metazoa, Mollusca, Bivalvia, Ostreida, Ostreidae. The record is from RefSeq and is a predicted model, not a curated record.